AUGCUUAAAGGGAAGGGAAAGCGCUCUUCGGGCGCAAUCGAGACUGUUGCUGAUAGAGGUGCUUCAGCUACCGACACUCAGCCCACUCCCAAUCUUCCCCAGUUGGACGAUGGCGCCUUUGCGGGCCUCCGACAGAAAAUCGAACAACGACUGAAAGACCAGAACUCCGGCAAAGGGAAGGGAAAAAACAACAAGCCCAAAGCGCCUAAUGAGGAGAAGGCUAUCACGAAGAAGGAAAAGAAUACCACCCCCAAGAAGUCCGGCCGCAAUCAGGAAUCUGCGCAGGGCAAGAAGCGCGAUCGCAAUGGGGAUGUGAUUGCCCGGGAAGAGAAGAAGGCCGGGAAGAACAAGCAGGGCAAGCCGGAAGGGCCCAAGCAGGGUGGGCAGGAUGAGAUACUCCGCCAGGAGAUUCUGGCUUUGGGUGGCACUGAGGAAGAUCUUGAUCUUCUGGCCGGUGUUGACUCAGAGUCUGAAGUGGAGGGUGGCCCGUCCAAGUCCAAGACUAAGGGCGGUGAUGAUGAUCUUCGAAAGGAGCUCUCCAAGAUGCUGGAGGCGGCUGGUCAAGUUGUGCCCGACGAUCUGGCAGACGAGGAAGCCGAAGCCGAAGACCAGGACGAGGCUGAAGAGAAUAUCGAAGAUGAGGAGGACGACGAGGACGAGGAGCAUGGCGAAAAGAGUGAUGCGGGCAGCGAAUCGUACCAGGAAUCUUCCGAUGAUGAGCCAAUUGAGCAAACUCCCAAAAACACCAAAGAGGCGGCAACCAAGCCAAAGGAGCCUCAGCUGGUGGUCCCUAAGGAAUAUGCGAAGCUCACCGUCCCUCCACGAUCCGACUGGUAUGCCACGCCUCUCCCGCCGGUCUCCGGCGCGAAGCAGAUGAACGCCCUUCCCCGUCAUUUGGUUGACCGUGUUCACGAGCUGGCCAAUUCCUUGCUACAAGAGGAAAACGAUAUGUAUGCAGAAGCCCAGAAGUCGUCGGCCUCAUCGUCCCAUAGGUUCUAUUCGACUAUCAUGUCCUCCGGAACACUGAGCGACAAGAUCUCUGCCAUGACGCUUGCCGUCCAAGAGUCCCCCUUGCACAACACGAAAGCUUUGGAUACUCUCAUUGGACUCGGACGCAAGCGCAGUCGUGCGCAGGCAGUCGAGGUGUUGCGCUCUCUGAAGGACAUGUUCGCUCAGGGUACCCUGCUGCCCGGCGAUCGACGAUUGAAAGCCUUUGCCAACCAGCCUUCCCUUGUGGCUGCAUUCCAAGGCGCUGGCGGGCGGUGGACUGAGCGAGACCCGCUUCCCGGUGGCUUGCAAAAAAGUCAUCUCAUGAUGUGGGCCUUUGAAAACAUAGUCAAAGACCAAUACUUCGAGGUCCUCAAGAUUUUGGAAGUUUGGUGCAGCGAUGAGAUUGAGUUCUCGCGAUCACGAGCGGUCAGCUAUGUAUACGAGCUUCUCAAGGACAAGCCGGAACAGGAAGCAAACCUGCUGCGGCUGUUGGUCAACAAGCUCGGAGACCCAAGCAAGAAGAUUGCCUCGCGGGCGUCGUACUUGCUGUUGCAGCUCGAGCAAGCGCACCCAUUGAUGAAGCCAACCGUCAUCAAGGCUGUUGAGGAGAUCCUGUUCCGGCCCGGCCAGAGCCAGCAUGCCAAGUACUAUGCCAUCAUCACUCUGAACCAGACGGUUCUUAGUCUGAAGGAAGAGAAGGUGGCGACUCAGCUACUGGAUAUCUAUUUCUCGAUUUUUGUUUCGUUGUUGAAACCCAACAGGCCAGCCAAGUCCGCACCCAAAGGUAAAUUCCAAGGGAAACACGGUCACAAGGGCCAGCAUGGCAAGGACCAGGCUGCCAAGGGAGAAGCUCAGGACGACGAGAUGCGCGAGAAGCUGGUCUCGGGUGUUUUGACUGGCGUCAACCGCGCAUAUCCAUUCACCGAUUCGGACUCGGAGCGAUUGUCGAAACAUAUCGAUACUUUGUUCCGCAUUACGCACUCGUCCAACUUCAACACCAGCAUUCAGGCUCUUAUGCUGAUCCAACAACUCACCGCGUCUCACCAGGUCGGUGGAGAUCGCUUCUACCGAACGCUGUACGAGUCCUUGUUGGACCCUCGGGUGGCCACUUCAUCCAAGCAGUCGCUCUAUCUCAACCUCCUGUUCAAGGCACUCAAGAACGAUCUUAACGUCCGACGUGUGAAAGCAUUUGUGAAACGGAUUGUCCAGGUGCUUGGACUGCACCAGCCGUCCUUCAUUUGCGGCGUCUUUUAUUUGAUUCGCGAACUGGAGAAGACCUACCCUAGUCUCCAUUCGUUGUUUGAUCAGCCAGAAGAUAAUGAGAGUGAUGAUGAGGAAUUGUUCCGAGAUGUCCCCGACGAGGAUGUUGAGCAACCAGAGCCUAUUCCGGCUCCCGAGCCCCAGUCCUCCAAGACGACCAGCAGAUAUGAUCCUCGCAAGCGAGACCCCGAGCAUAGCAACGCUGACAAGACGUGUCUGUGGGAAUUGCUUCCUUACACAUCACACUUCCACCCCUCCGUGUCUGUCAAUGCCGCGAAUCUCCUGGAGCACCAGACCAUGAGCGGCAAGCCCGACUUGACUCUGCAUACCCUGACGCACUUCUUGGAUCGCUUCGUAUACCGCACUCCGAAGACAAGUGUCGCGUCACGCGGCGCCUCGAUUAUGCAGCCCCUCGCCGGGGGAGAUACUAGCGACCGACUCGUGGAAGCCGGCAAGUCUGCGCCGAAGUCGCUUCCGCUCAACUCGGAUGCAUUCUGGAAGAAGAAGGCCGACGAGGUGGCGGCCGAAGAUGUCUUCUUCCACGAAUACUUUAACCGCGUCAACAAGGACAAGGACAAGGCGCGCAGCAAGAAGGGCAAGGAAACCGAGGACCCGGUCGAGCGCGACGAGGAGGGCAACGAGGGUCUUAGCGACGACGAAUCGGAGAUCUGGAAGGCCCUGGUGGACUCGCGACCGGAGCUGGAGGCCGACGAGGACAGUGACGAUGACCUGGACCUGGACGAUCUGGAGUCUGCGUUUGACGAUGAGGAAGAUGGCGAGGGCGAGGACGGAGAAGGCGAGGAUGAAGGUGUCAUCUUCAACGACGAGUCCGACGAGCCCUCCGACGAAGAUAUGGCUGAGGCCAGCGAUCUGGACGAUGUCGCCUCGCCGCCUGCCCCCAAGAAGGCUGCGAAGAAGUCGGCGCCCGCCGAGAAGGACGCCGAGGACGAGGACGACUUUGACAUGGACGUGUCGGACGACGAGGCCUUCCUCGACAGCGACGAAGACCUGCCGUCGGAUAUGGAGCUGGGUGGUGUGGAUCUAGAACCCCAGGCCCCGGCUCAGGUCCCGUCGGAGCGACAGAAGCGCCGCAAGCUCAAGCACCUGCCGACGUUUGCGUCGGCAGACGACUAUGCUGCGUUGCUGGAGGGAGAAGACGAAGGCAUGUAG
Penicillium alfredii is the source of this 3420-nucleotide messenger RNA. Its product is annotated as RNA-binding ribosome biosynthesis protein MAK21. NCBI's taxonomy places the organism in Eukaryota, Fungi, Ascomycota, Eurotiomycetes, Eurotiales, Aspergillaceae. Gene Ontology annotation, cellular component: nucleus. Bases 1 to 3420 code for a protein of 1139 amino acids. The record is from RefSeq and is a predicted model, not a curated record. The transcript has 4 exons.